CAGGAUGGAGGCUCCCCUCCACUCAGCAGCAACGUGACUAUAAAGUUGAUUAUCCAGGACCAGAACGACAACCCUCCUCAGGUUCUGUACCCAGUCCAGACUGGUGGCUCUGUGGUGGCUGAGAUGGUGCCUCGUUCAGCAGAUGUGGGCUAUCUGGUGACUAAAGUGGUGGCUGUUGAUGUGGACUCUGGACAGAAUGCCUGGCUCUCCUAUAAACUGCAGAAAGCCACAGACAGGGCGCUGUUUGAAGUGGGCUUACAGAAUGGAGAAAUCAGAACUAUCCGUCAAGUGACUGAUAAAGAUGCUGUGAAACAAAGACUGACUGUUAUAGUGGAGGACAACGGACAGCCCUCUCGUUCAGCUACAGUCAUUGUUAACGUUGUGGUGGCGGACAGCUUCCCUGAAGUGCUGUCUGAGUUCACUGACUUU
Plectropomus leopardus (leopard coralgrouper) is the source of this 429-nucleotide messenger RNA. The record is from RefSeq and is a predicted model, not a curated record. NCBI's taxonomy places the organism in Eukaryota, Metazoa, Chordata, Actinopteri, Perciformes, Serranidae.